AUGUUCGAUCUUUCUAAAUCUAAAACAAUUGGCAGUCCUCGGCGCAGCGCCGAAAUCCCGCUGGAAUUCCGCCAUCCUUGCGUAGAUAAACAAAACACUGUGCCCACCAACGUCAAAGGCUGUCUGUGCACUUCAUCGAGGGGUUGCCAAAAUGUUAGUGAACACGCGAUGAAAGUUGUCGAGAGAGCGAAUACUGCUUUGCAAGGAUCUCCUCAGACUCAGAGUAUUGCUAAAAUAACGAUAGAAAGCAUCAAUUUGAAAGUGCCACAUCUCACACCCAACGAUGACAUAAAGUUGCAGUUGUUGACACGUAUCAAAGCAGAUGAGUCUAUGAUGAUACCGUUUCGCAGAUGGGAAUUGCACGAGCUACCAGCACUCACACAAGGAUCUACCAUAGAAAUCUGGUCCGUCAAGACAUGUUCUGCAUUGGACAGUCCAAGAUAUGUUAUAGUAUUUUUCCAAACGAAAAAAGCCGAUAAUUUGCAUGAAGACGUCACCUUGUUCGAUAAUGCCAACAUCAAAUCCAUACGAUUGGCUCUGAAUAGCGACUAUUAUCCGCAAGAACGAAUGCUAUUGGACUUUUCCCGAGACCAAUAUGCUGACGCUCACUUCAACUAUACAGAGUUCAACAAGAGCUACCAUAACUGUCAAGAAAAGCGCUCUCUAGUAAACUUUGCCGAAUUCAAAUCCCGACCAAUGUUUGUUAUCGAUUGCUCGAGGCGCCAUCUGGGACAAGAAGUAAAUAAUAAUGAGUCUAUCAAGUCGUUUAUUGGAGAGAACAUUAUAGACUUAAUAUUGCUGGAAGGAAGUGCGAUUAUGGAGCUGUUGAAUCAAGAAAACAUUGCAGAAGCAGAGUCCUUUGAUCAUUUGUUUUGCAAUGAGCUCAACCAAAUGGAAUUUGACAAGGAAUUAUGCGAACCCGAAAUUAUUGAAAAUUGUGAAGAUGCAAGUUCCAUGAAUUUGGAAAAUAAGUGCAAGGGGAAUUUAGAAGAAGCAGAUAUGGCAAAAAAAGAUUUACUAAUGAAUAUUGCAGACACUGUAUUUGAAGACCCAAGUCCUAACAGCGACAAUCAGGUUCAUAUUCCAGAAACACAGAUAGUAAUAAAAACAUUGUUACAGGACAUGGUAGGUGAUGAUCAACCGAAAGACAGCGUUGAGUAA
Phaedon cochleariae (mustard beetle) is the source of this 1161-nucleotide messenger RNA. The record is from the annotation of a GenBank genome assembly. Lineage: Eukaryota; Metazoa; Arthropoda; Insecta; Coleoptera; Chrysomelidae.